Alternaria conjuncta is the source of this 2430-nucleotide messenger RNA. RefSeq lists its product as uncharacterized. The transcript is spliced from 3 exons. The record is from RefSeq and is a predicted model, not a curated record. The coding region runs from base 1 to 2430 and encodes 809 amino acids. NCBI's taxonomy places the organism in Eukaryota, Fungi, Ascomycota, Dothideomycetes, Pleosporales, Pleosporaceae.
AUGCUGCUUCCUCCCACCGAUCCGUACCUUUCGACCGCAAACACGCAAUCAACGUUCGAAACCAUGGGACAUACGUGGCGUACGCCUUCUCCAAGCAGAGAGGCUUACAUUAGCUCUAGCAACGUCAACUCGCCGCAGGUCGUACCUGAAGCUCACGAUGAUCUCUCCGAUGAGUAUUCAAGCUAUCAGCGACGCGUUGAGAGCCGCGCUUCUGGUACUGCGGCGGUGGAGACUGCAAAGCAUAAUCAACGACGCGACGCAGCAUUGUCACGUCUCUACAACGUGUUCGACGGCAAGAGUGACUCCGGCGACCAGAAGCCAUACAGUCAGACUGUUAGCGCCAACAGCGAGGACGGAAGUGUAGGGAAGCCUGAGCAGCCAUCCACGCCCAAGAAGAACCGCGUUCCGCUCCUUUGGCACGGACUACCAUCCCCAGAAACGCCGACGUUUCACAACUAUACACGAGCUAUCCCUUCAGCUAGCUCUGCGCAAGAGGAGCUAUCAUGGCAGACUUCCCUCGAGGAGGCCAAGAACGACGUUAAAACUGCCCUAGUGACGGCAAAUCACACUACCAAUACGUUUUCGGUACCGGCGCAGUCUCCUAUUGACGGAGACAAUGCGAACGAUGACGGGUUAAAGCCUAUAAUCUCCCAGACUCCCAAGGAUGAUACCGGGGCUGAUGCAAGACUGGCUCGCGAACUUGAAGAGUCUCUGAACCCGACGGCCACACGUCGCAGUACCAGACUGCGCACACAGCCCAAGCCAUCGUCGCCAAAGGCUGCUCGCAAGGUUCUCUCCCCAGUGGUAGCAUCGGAAACCGUACCCCAGUCAGAGCUUAGCCUCGAGCCUAUCAAAGCCGACCCGCUUCCCUUCGAAGGCCUGCCAACCGUCCAUUCGCUGUCGUGGCAGUUGCAGUACCCACCGGGUGGCAGCACGCACCCUUGCUACCCAUAUCCCUCUCUGGACCCUCGUCUGCUCUUCCACCAAGCCUUUGUCCCAAUCAUCGGCGGCUUACCUGACUUCACCUUAGUUCAGAAGCUCGUGCUUCCAAUGGGGUGGAAGCACGUAUCAUGGUCCGGUCUUCUGCCCAUCGCCUUCGAUCCGUAUCGCCAAGCGUUCAAGCUCACACCAGUUGGGCCGAUGCCGCUUACGUGCGAAGAAUCUCAUCAACAAGGCUUGCACAAGUAUGUACCAGGUGGUGAACUACACCCUGAGUACGGACUGGUACCCGAGAUGCUCAAACUUAGCGACGGAAGCGACACCGAUGUUUUCAACUUCGACAGUGUUGAUUGGGUCUUGCCGUGGAAGGGCCAGAUAGACUUCCACGCCCCGUCCAAUGCCACCAACGAGCAGCUCGGCAGCUAUGAGAUUACCAGCCCCGUUGGCUCCGACACUUUCGCGCCUGUUGUCACAUAUUCAUGGAGCGAAGCCCGCGAUUGCCCAGACAAGGUAUUCGACAUCUGUGAUGCGUGGCGCUGGCUAUCAUCCAAAGAGGCCAACCCUGAGGUGGAUUUCAUCCCGACACCUGAUAUGAACUGGCGAGGGACUGGCGCAAUGCGCUCACAACGUAGACUCAAGUCACCCAUUCCUGAGCUGAUGAUGCUUGCCAUGCAAUCGGACCCGACUACAUCGGAGAGCAAGCACGUCGUAUUGCUUCAGAACCAAGAUCGUGGAGCCAAGGGUAAGAACCAGUUUUGCGCGUUCAAGAGUGUCGCGACAUCCGUCAUGGUCGACAUGGCCCUCCUUGGCGACACCGAGUUCACGACCAUGGAGCUACUGUCGUACUUUCCUCAACACUACUACUGGGGUCAUGCAGCUGAGCGAUUGACAAGGGCGGGUGUGACUGGAACCCUGAUACGGGAUUUCCUUAUCAUGACGCGAGGGCUUCAGGGCGAUGAGAUCAUGAUGGCAAAUAGUAUUGCACAGGCAGCUAAGGUUGCCAAGAAGAGGGAUUGCGUUAAGGUCGAAGAGAUGGAUAUUGAUGAGGCCGGGAAGGAUACACCAUCACCUACACCCGCUCCGGUCAUCGAUUCCACGGUUGUCGACUUGACUUCGAGCUAUACUGCUGAAGGGUGGAUCUACGAUGUAUGGGAGAAGAUCGACUACCCGCUUCUUGCCCUCACCCAUGGCUUGCAGUCGUUGCCUACAGGUGUGGAUGCCGGUCCGCUGACCGCACUCAUACUCUGGUGCCGAGAGAAAGGUCGGUACAAAGCCAUGCUUAGCGAAGUUCCAGCGCUGCUGAAGGAGGCAAACAUUGAGCCGCUGAUCGAGCCUGGCGAGAAUGGCUGUCCAGAUAAAGAAGUCGCAGGUAGACAUGCUGGGGCACUGAAGAAGGACAGGCUAAGGGUGGUUAGAGAUGCGGGUGUUAGCAAGAGGGCACUGGAUGGUAGUGUUGGUGGGACUCAAGGAAAGAGAAGGAGGGCUGAGUAG